Triticum dicoccoides is the source of this 1258-nucleotide messenger RNA. RefSeq names its product protein unc-50 homolog. NCBI's taxonomy places the organism in Eukaryota, Viridiplantae, Streptophyta, Magnoliopsida, Poales, Poaceae. The transcript has 10 exons. The record is from RefSeq and is a predicted model, not a curated record. Gene Ontology annotation, cellular component: Golgi membrane. Bases 122 to 865 code for a protein of 247 amino acids.
GGAAAAGCCAGAUCUCGCGUGCCCCGCGGCUGUGACAGCCACCACCAGAGCAAGCAGGCAGCAGCAGCGGCAGCAGAUCGCGAGAGCGGAGGAGCAGCAGAAGGAAGGAGAGGGGAGAACGAUGCUGCCCACGACGGCGUCCAAGGGCCGCGGGGCCGCCCGCUCCGCCCCGCCGCUCUUCGGCCCGUAUCUCCGCCGUAUCGUCAAGUGGCAGCAAAUGGAUAUCGAAUACACGUUUUGGCAAAUGGUUCAUCUCUGUACUUCACCAAAAGUAGUCUAUCAGCACACCAAAUAUCACAAGCAAACAAAGAACCAGUGGGCUAGGGAUGAUCCUGCAUUUAUUGUCAUUCUAAUUCUUUUCCUUGUGUUUGCGACAUCAGCUUACUGUGCAGCGUUUGGAGAGAGUGCGCCGCAUGCUGCUUUAACAAUCAUCUCGGUUGUGUUUGUCCAUUUCUUGUUUGCUGGGCUAGUUUUGGCCACACUUUGCUGGUUUCUUACCAAUUCUUAUCUGAGGGAGGAACCUAAUAGCCAUGUGGUCGAACAACGUGUCGAGUGGCUCUAUGCAUUUGAUGUUCACUGCAACUCGUUCUUCCCUGCAUUCGUCAUCCUAUAUGUGCUUCAAUACUUUUUGUCGCCUCUGUUGAUCGCUCAUGGAUUCUUGCCUGCCCUAUUAUCAAACCUCCUGUUCAUGGUGGCAAUUUCUUAUUAUCACUAUCUGAACUUUCUAGGAUAUGAUGUUCUUCCAUUUUUGGACCGAACGACAUUUUUCUUGUACCCAAUCGGACUUGUCAUCAUACUAUCGCCACUCAUGAUACUCAUAGGGUUUAAUCCAACAAGAUACUUUCUGAGCUUGUACUUCCGGUAAGAGUGUGGUAACUAGUACGCUAAGUAAAAGAAGACUGGUGACAAAACUAAUGGCAGAUUGGGUGGGACAUACAGUUUGAAGUAGCAUUUUAGAUCUCUUGUGCUAUCAGGGAAGAGCGAGCCUCAGAAAAGUUCAGAUCAUAUUUGGUGCCUGCGGAAGGCCAUCAGUGAGCGCCUUUUGAAUUGUGUCCAUUUUGGUGCCAACUUGUUCAUAUAUGUGUUGUUUCCUUUGAUUUAAGCCCAAGGACGAAGUGUACAAUUUUAUUGUGAAGAACAGUAUCAUAUUAAAUUGGCAUCAACAUUCCAUGUGAUCUUUCUUCCAUCAACUUGUUUUCCCUGCCAUCCUUUCCACUUUUUUAGAGGUAUGUAUGAAGGUCUGGAUUGUUCCUUUGCA